UUUUUAUGGUACAUGCAUUUUGUACUUCCCUGGCAUCUGUUUUAUGAAAGAAGGGUGUGAGUGAGCUAUUAUUUAGAGCUGAUAACAGGAAGUUGAAUGCAGGCAAAUCUCCACCCACUAACAGCAUGGUUGCUGCUGAGGCAAGUGUAAAGAGAACAAAGAAAUGACAAGCAAGGCAGUGAAUUGUGCUGGUAGUAUUCCAAGGGGCAUACUUUCCCUGCUUGUGUGGCUUACGCGUGCUGGAAAAUAUCAAGUCCAGUUCGAUCUCUGAAACAUUAAGACGGUGGUGUUUGCUACUUGCAGUGAUGGCAGCAGGAGAUCCUCCCACAUCACCUUGGAAGCCUGGACAGAGACUGCAGCAGAAGUGAGCAGUUUGCUGUCAAAAGCAAAACUGAGUCCAACGCAGCAAAACUGCCAACAUCCUCCUGCAUCUCCAAGUCUACAGGAACCUUCACCAAAUAUAGGCAUGUCGAAAAAUUGACACCAAUGCAAGAACUAAAUGUGAUUGUGCUGCAACAAAGUGUGAUCAAGUCAAGAACCAGUUUUUUGCAGAAUGUCUUGCUCCUUUCAUAGAGUUGACACUGCAAGGAAUCCUAACCAGCAGACGGCUUCCUGCUCUUACUUCUUCUGGACUCUUCAUUGUUCUUGAGAUAUUGGUGUUGAUAUAGAGUUAGAAUUGAGACCUGCCACCACUGCUGACUGCAGUCAUCUUCCACCUCUUCAAGACUAGUAUGACUUCAUCCCCUGAAGAGCCAGUUGUGGCUGAAAACAUAGCUGGCUUUUUCACACUCCAGCUGUGCUGAAUCCAAGAGGAGUUUGGUGCAGUUUGGACAAUGAAAGCCAAGACCAAGCAGUGGAAGCAGCUAGUGCUGAUUGGGAUACUGGCAUGGGCACUCGUCUUCUUGCUGCUGUUUACAUAUUUCACAGACUUCAAAACAGAUGAGCGUCCGGCCAGCUCUUUCACAUUCACUGAGACGAGAAGGCUCUUCCCCGUACAGGGUAAAAAGAGAGUCUUUAUGGGGGCUUUCCCAAAUCCAAAGGUCUCAGCAAGUCAAAGAGAAAAUAGCCUUUUCUUUGAGAAUGAUGAAGAUUCUGUGCAUUCAUUGCAUUUAGAUUCUUGGAAUGAUGGAAAUCUAAAAUGGACCCAAGAGGAAGAUAGUGGUGAACUUCAAGUCAAGAUAAGAAUGAAGAAGAUGAAGAUUGCCAGCGAGCAGCAAAUUCAACACAAGCUAAUAGAUACGAUAGUUAAAAUUGCUAAAGAUGGCAAUACUUAUGAGGAAACGAUUACUCAAGAUAGUAAAUCUAAACAUCACCAAAGGAUAAUGAAAAAUAAGAAACAACCAAACUAUCAAGUAGACCCAUUCCUUGAAAAUCUAGAUUCCUUAGACCUAGAGGACUUGGAGUUUUCCAAAUCCAGUUCGGUGCUUGCCAGUCUGUGGAGAGGAAAUGUUUCUUCUGGGAUGCUAAAUCCUCGCUUACAGAAAGCUAUGAAAGACUAUAUGAAUGAAAACAGACAUGGUGUCCAGUUUCAAAGGAGGAGUGGCAUGGAAAAGAUGAUUGGAGAAAAGCUUCUCUGUGAGCUAAAAGAUAAAAUCAAAGUAAGAACCUUAGAUGGGAAGGAGGCUCCAUUUUCUACAGCUAGAUGGAAAAAACACUUUCCUAAAAUACCACUGAACAAGAUCAGGACUAACACACAGUCGUACAGAAAUUGUGCUGUAGUCACCUCUGCUGGUUCAAUAUUGAAUUCCUCCCUUGGCGAAGAAAUAGAUUCCCAUGAUGCAGUGCUGAGAUUUAAUGCUGCUCCUACACGAGGUUAUGAGAAGGAUGUUGGGAGUAAAACCACAAUUCGUGUUAUUAAUUCACAAAUACUUGUUAACCCAGAGCACAAAUUUAAUAAUAACGUACUAUUUAAGAAUGUGGUUUUAGUGGCCUGGGAUCCUGCACCAUACUCAGUAAACCUCCUUAAGUGGUACAAGAAACCAGAUUACAACCUGUUCAUGCCCUAUUUGCGAUAUAGAAGAAAGAAUCCUGACCAGCCUUUCUACAUUCUUCAUCCAAAAUUUGUCUGGCAGCUUUGGGAUGUAAUCCAGGAAAACACUCAGGAAAACAUACAGCCAAACCCUCCCUCCUCAGGCUUCAUUGGAAUCCUUAUCAUGAUGUCCUUGUGUGACAAUGUCAAUAUCUAUGAGUAUAUCCCUUCCAUCAGACAGACAGAUCUCUGUCACUACCAUGAGCGAUACUAUGAUGCUGCCUGUACCUUGGGUGCCUACCACCCUUUGCUUUAUGAGAAACUUUUGGUACAACGCAUGAAUAAAGGAAUGGAAGCAGACUUAUAUACAAAAGGAAAGGUUAUUCUGCCUGGCUUUGGUACUAUGAAGUGUUCUGGAGAGUAAUGAACUUUGCGCUGUUGGCUAAGUGCUACAAUACAGAAUGUGAUAGUAUGGCAAAAUCUAAAAGAUACUUGAAAUGACAAUGUAGGACCAAUUUCAGGGUAACAGCAAGUUAAUGAGCCUUUAACUACAAAACAAUCCUACCACAUCAUUAUGAAGCUUUUGUAUCACACAGAUGUAUUGCAACACAUGCCUAAGCAAGUAAAGUCAAAUUUCAGAUAAAGACCAGACUUACAAAGAAUUUUCCUUUCCUCCUAUGCCACCAGUAACACACUGUUGUAUGAAUAGAGCCUGUAUACUUUAAGAAAAGUGGUGGUUAGUUUUGCUGUAACACUGGUUAGAUUAUAUUGUAAACAAUUACAUUUCUUACUUAAGCUCAGUGGCAAUUACCACCAGAUGUGGAGGUGCCAGUUUGGGUUGGGGUGGACAAGGUCAGAAAUCACAUGGCACCACAUUAUAGUCCAAUAGUUUUAUUUGAACACACGAGCUUUCAGAGCCUUACUCCUUUUUCAGGUAUUAGUGAGAGAGGUAGUAUCAGACACAGAAUUUAUAAGUAAGAGAUCAAAGGGUCACACCACUGGUGAGGACAUACUAAACAAAUCUAAGAUGCUGUUAAAUCUUUAAUCAGUUAGAAGUUUUAAUUGAUUAAUAUGUAUAUGUAAUUACUACCAGAAGUUAAGUUUUGCAUUGUGGAAUACUUUGCAGUGAGUAGCAGUCUCCUUUUGGAAACAUGACUCCUAAAGUUCAGCAUAAAUGACAGGAACAUAGAAUGUAGUGAAAUAUGUGGCUGGCUUGUUUGUGAUUUACUUACAUUUCUGCUCAGCUGGUAAUACAGUUUAGUUUUGAUAUUUUAAAUAGAAACAUAGUUAACAUUUUAAAAAGCCAGUAUGAAUGUACAAAAUAUAAACAGUAUGCAGAGGAAUAUUUAAAUAUUGUGCCAGCAAAUAUGUGGAACUGAUUUAGAUGAAUUCUUAAGUACCGCGGUUUUACUAAAUUUUAUUAAUUCCUGUUGAACGCCAAUGAUUUUCAAUAAUUUGCUGUGCGAACUUAAAUCUCACUGUUACUCUGAAUGUUAAUCUUUUACUGCUGCAGUUCAUUAAAACCUACAGCACAUCAAGCCAAAGUACCUUGCCAAACAUAACAAUGAGUUGGAGUUCUGAAUACCUCAACAUUUUGGGAUGUUAUUCAAACCCAUAACUUGCCACUGUGUUCUAUGAUGAACUGGAGUAAGGUGGGGCUUGUCGGAUUCCAGUGAAAGGCAAGCAUUUCUUCAUAGAGUGAGAUGAGAAACCAGUGACCAAUAACUGACUUUCUGUAUGGUUCUGUUAACGUUGUAAAAGUGCUACUAUAGAUGCCUCAGCAGACCUACAAGAAAGUUUUUUAGGAAAUGUUAACCAUUUUAUUAAAGAUGUGCCAAGUGUUUCCUCAACAUAUUGCAACUAUGAACUUUUUUUAGGCUUACUUAUAUCCUAGUUGGUGUUCUGCAGCCACAAAGCUGAAAAGAAAUCUAAUUAUUAAGACUUUCUAUCGCACUGAAAAAGCUUUAGGUGAAUCUACAUGCAAUACCCUGACUUGAAAACCGUGCUCACAUUUUAACAGCCGUGAUAAAUUCCAUCACAACAAUUGAGACAAUCCAAAACAUUCUAAAACAAUCAAAAGCGUUCUAAGUAACUCAACCCACAACAUUUGAAAAAUGUAAUUGCAUUCUAUUGCGCAAAGUUAGGAAAUCAUUUAAAAAUUUCAAGCAUCUGAAUCCAGCACAAAUUCUUUGCUAAAAAUUAAUCAGUUCUUCCAUACCCUAGCUGUGUACCAAAUGUUUGUGAACUAUGUCCACCAGGUUUGGAGACAAACAGACUGAGAAACAAGGAUGUAAACAUUACCCCCGCCCUCUAGUAGUGAUGUAACUAAAAUGCCAUUAAAUGGGAGUAUUACCUCUGCGUGCAUCAAUGUGUGGGUUGAAAUGCGUUAAAUGGGAGUAUACAGCCAAAAACAUCCUUAAAGGAGCCAUUCAAUAUUUGGUUUCAGAACUUAUGCCAAAAUAUUUAAUAUUCAAUGAAUUGAUUCCAUGACAUCAAAAAUAACAUGAUUCGAUUGAAUUAAAGGAUAUACCUUUAGCACAAGAUUAGUUGAAAAACUAACAUUUAAUGGACAAAUUAGUUGCAACUGGUGAUGAAAGUAAGUUAUGCCUACUUUCUCACUCAUGAACUGGACAGGAAAAUUGGUCACCAGGUAAACUGUGCUGCAGUUUCACCAUUAGUUCACCCACAGUCCUGGUGAAGACCCAUUUCAUCUCCUAGGAACUUGGUUUGUCAUCAAAUGUAACAACGUUUUACGUCAGCUAACAAUUUUGGACAUUAUAUCAUCCGUUCCUUAUUAAGUAUAAUGGUUGGGACUUACAACGUCAACUUGAACAUAAAAGGGAUCUAGCUGAGAAUAAGCCACCUCAACCAAAUUUCUAAUCUGUUUGUAAAAUUCCUUUUUACAUCAAAGUCCAGGUUUUGGCAUUAUCCUUGGAAAGUGCAUGCUUUUGUAUCAUGACAGAUACAAUGUGCUGUAAUUUUAAAUUUUGCCUAGAAAUGUCAGUUUAUAUGUGGGACAGCAUUUAUGCCCUCUGAAAUAUGGAACCCAUUUUAUCACUUGAAGCCUGUUUCAGGAAUAUAUUUCUAUAAAACAAUUAUGAUAGGCUAUUAGAAUUAAACAGCCUGCUCAUAGCUUGGAAAGGUUAUAAUUGACACAGUCAAUCUAAAAGAUACCACCAGAUGUAGUUUAGUUUAACCUGCAGUCCAGCUGAAAAAGAACAAAACUAGAAAGGUGAAAAUAUAAUUUUUGUAGAGGCAGAAUGUUCUUUCAGAAUCCACAACGAUAAAAUUUUAUCAGUCCUUGCAAAACGGCUAUGAAGCAAGGGCCUGGCAAAAUAGCAAGAAUCAGGUGAAGAAAGCUCCCUGUGUAGACUCAUUGCCAGAGUAUUUUUCCAGCAGGGGAAUCAGUUGCAAAGUGGUUGCAUUUUCCAAGGACGCAGGAAACCAAUUUGUUUACAAUAAGGCAUAACAGGCCAGUUUACAGAGCACCAGGCAUUUUGUGGAGCCUGGCUGUGGGAGGUCACUACCUAAAAGGAAGCAGCUUUCCUGCAGCUGCUUAAGGGGAUCAUUGCAGCAGGCAGCUUAAAGAGGCGGCUGGAAAACUGUGAAUACCUUCAGUCUCUUUGUCUGAGCAAAGAUACUCUAGCUAAUGUCUGACUGCAAAGGACACAUUUGAUGGGUGUGCUGCCUCCUGAGCUGCACAUGCAUACCACCAGUUAGUUGCGUUCUCCAAAAAGGUGACAGCUGACUAAAAGGCAGGAGAGAAAGUUCAAGCAGCUGGGUGCUGCUACCCCUCAUUCACCAUCAAUGCCUGUCCUUUGAUUCAAGGUUUACACAGGAUCAGAGUAGGUGCAGUCGUCUUUUCAGCUGCCACAAAAGCUUUAGAGAUUUACCUGUUCCGGCUUUGUUCAAGUAUAAUUUGUAUUCCUUGCACGUAUCAGGUGGAUUUACACAUAUUUAUAAGGACCUCAACUGCCUUAGAUGAACAUCUUAUAUCCCUACUGAAUGUAGCAGUGCCAACUCAUGACUCCCACCCACCACCCCUUGAGUUACAAACUCCAUGCAAGCCUAUUCAGUACCACCAUGGACACACAUCAGGACCCAUGGUUAGAUUAAGAAGAUCAGAUUCUUAAGUAUCUAUUGAUAAGUUUUCUAUUUAAAAGAAAUGCUGAUUCAAUCCCAUCGAUGACAGCUAAGUUCAUUCAACAACUUAACUUUCAUAAGAACAAUAAAAAUACUUUAUAAGCAUUUGGAGCUGCCACUCAAACUGUGAACUGACAGUUACCCCACUGUGAUGAAACCUUGUGAGAUCAGUCAUGCAGCAGAAAUUUUUAAUAAUAGCUGUCAACAGAGUAAAACAGUGUUCACACUGCAGACAGCUCUUUAUCAAAAAAAGGUUGGAUUUAAUUAGUUUGCCAGCUUGACAGAUUCAAUUAAUUUGGCAGUUUCCUAGAUAGCUUGAUAAUUCCAAGGACUGUUUCCACUUUUUAUACAUAUUCAUGUCUAUUCUUAGCAACCAACAGACUUGAUCUCUUCUAAAGGACACUCUCCCAUCUGCCUUUUGCACCUAUAAAUGGAUAUCAUAUCUCACCUAAUAACUGACAGCUUUAGAACUUAGCCUAGAAAGUAUAAAACAAACAAGUCAUGUUGUGUACACCAUCAUGAAAAUGGUGGUGCAGGGUUUGGGGGCAAGACUGCCAGAAUCAGGACUCCAUUACCAUGUUGGUGAAACAACAGACUGUCUCUGUCUUUAUGAAAAUUCAUGCCACAGUUGCUCACAGCAGUAUUAGUCAUAUGAGUAUUAUUGUAACCUGUUGUAUUUCAAAGAAAACCCUAAAAAUGUUUGGUUGCACCACAAUUUUAUCUUAUGGUUCAUUCUCAGAAAUAACAAUAUAAUUGCUGAAGAGUUGUUCAGUCAAACUAUUAACUACUGUUCAUUAGAGGAUAAAAUAUAAAGCCUGAAAUUUGUGUCUACAGUGAACUUGUGAAAAAAAUACCUUUAAGGCUGUCUGAAAAUCAGAUUCUACAUUUGCAUCAGCAUAUAUUAUGAAGACGUCAUUAUUCUUAAUAAUAUGUCUUCUGUUGUUGUACUAACAGAAAUACUUAUAUUUGUGCAUAUACAUUACUAUUUGACCUAUAGGAUGCCUGUGUUUUCUGAUCUGAAGAGACUUUUAUGACUCUUUAUUAUAUCAAGAUAACUCUUCAUUUCAGCUGAUUUUUUUUCAAUGUAUUCAUUUUCUUUCCUUUUUAUAAAAUUCAUGUAUAAAAAUGACCACUGACAAAAUUAAUGGAAACAUUUCAUAAUCUUAAUACAUGCACAUGAAAUCCUUUGUUAAGUCAUUGAGUCAUGGAGUCAUGCAGCAUGGAAACAGACCCUUCAGUCCAACUAGUCCAUGCCUACAAAUGUUCCCCAAACUAAACUAGUCCCAACUGCCUGCAUUUAGCCCAUAUCCCUCCAAACUAUUCCUAUUCAUGUACUUAUCCAAAUGUCUUAUAAAUGUUGUACUAUACAUGCAGUUUAUUCCAAAUACUAACUAGUCUCUGUGUAAAAAUGUUACCCCCCCCAUAUCCUUUCUAAAUCCUUCUCAUCUCCCCUCAAAAACAUGCCCCCUAGUUUAGAACUCCCAUAUUUUAAGUAUUACCGUUAAAUGAGUGACAGGAAUUACCCAUGAAACCAAUAAGCAUUUGCUCACUGCCAAAAUCAACAGUGAUAUUCAAAUGCGCAUUGUUAUUAAAUUCCAUGAAAGAAACUACAGCACGGGAAGUUUCCAGCUUGCCAACUGACGGAUUAUUAUGAAGAGAAAAUAGACCAGCAGUAAGAAAAAUAACACUGUUGCCUUUAUCAUUGUGUAUUUUAAGAGCACUUUCAAAAGUAUUACUUCCAAGAGAACUUGUAACUCUAUGAAUGUCCUUAACUGCAAAAUGACAGCAGUCAUGAGCAUCAUUUUAAACUUAACUAAGUAAUAUUUGCACACUGAAAAUUUCAACUAUCAAAGGUAAUUUCAGAUAAUCCCUUUUUGCCAGAUCACACCUGAAGUCUUUAAUUUCUUUCAGCAAUUAAAAUGUUAAAGUUUGAGAUGCUGCCAUCAAGAUGCACGAUAUUCAAAUAUUAACAACUUAACGUGAAUUUAUUUAUUUGAGGAUACACAGACUGUUUAACAUUACUCCAUACAGUCUUCCAACUAUGAUGACUAUUCUGGACUGAAUGAUCCAUUUCAAGAAAAGCCCGUGGGUUAAAAUAUUGGGAUUGCUGUAAUUGCAGCAGUACACUCAUAUAGAUGCUAGUAUGAAGGAUGUUUCUCUGUUUGAACGUUUUUAUGUAACUUUAUUUAAAAGUCCAAUUUUUCCAUGAUCUGCUCAGCUCAACAUGUAGUAACCUGAGGCAUUUUUGAAGAUUUUGUGACUAUUUUAAAUGUUUUGCAUUGUGAAUUGUACAAAAUAAAAACAAUACCCAAACCAGACCUCUUUUAAAUAAUUGGCGCGAUAAUUAUGUUUGGUGCAAAAAUACAAUAAUAUUUUACAACAAUCUGAAAUUUUCACAAACUGCUUAAUUUUUGUAAUUGUGUUUUCAGCUUUUUAUGAGCGCGCAUUCCAUUGAAUUGGUGAUUAGCAAACUAAA
Molecule: messenger RNA, 8588 nt
Organism: Stegostoma tigrinum
Lineage: Eukaryota; Metazoa; Chordata; Chondrichthyes; Orectolobiformes; Stegostomatidae
Product: beta-galactoside alpha-2,6-sialyltransferase 2-like
Exons: 9
Coding region: 834-2393 (519 amino acids)
Molecular function (GO): sialyltransferase activity
Source: RefSeq, a predicted model, not a curated record